Messenger RNA from Harpegnathos saltator (Jerdon's jumping ant), 1812 nucleotides. RefSeq names its product abscission/NoCut checkpoint regulator. The coding region runs from base 395 to 1384 and encodes 329 amino acids. Gene Ontology annotation, cellular component: midbody; centrosome; cleavage furrow. Gene Ontology annotation, molecular function: phosphatidylinositol-3-phosphate binding. The transcript has 6 exons. The record is from RefSeq and is a predicted model, not a curated record. Gene Ontology annotation, biological process: abscission; mitotic cytokinesis checkpoint signaling. Lineage: Eukaryota; Metazoa; Arthropoda; Insecta; Hymenoptera; Formicidae.
GGAACAUGCUAUAACAAUUUGGCGGUGAUAUAUAACGUCAGCUAGACAAAAUACGUCAAUUUGUAAAAUGGUAUUGCACGUGAGUCGCUGCGACGCUUGGCUCACUCACCCAAAAGCCUGAAAAGCGUUUUCUCGCUGUGUAUCGGCCAGCGAAAUGCCCGAGUGAGUAAGACAAGGACAGUGUGAUCGAUUGUUCGUCCUUGUCAAACUGACUUGACCCAACCUUACUGCUCUUGCGCUCGCGCGCACGGUGUUGGUUCGCGAUCUCGCCGCACGAAGCCUCCAAAGUCAACGCUGGAUUUGUCUCUGGCUCCUGUAGACCCUUAAGGUGUACUCUUGUUUUAUAUGAUACUUCUUUGUCAUGCUAAAAAUAUAUCGAUAAAGAGUCAAGGGAAUGUCUUGCAAUACUUGCCAAGCAAAAUUUUCAUUCUUCACAAAAAACAUUGGUUGUCCAAGCUGUGGCUUUUCUUACUGCAACAAGUGCCUCAAAUAUAAGUGUAAUGUUCCUAAUUUAGGAACAAAAAAGAUCUGUGGAUGUUGUUACAGUAAAUUAAACAAUAUGAAAAAAUCAAGUCCUGAAACUUCCAUGAGUGACACAUCACCACCUGAAGCAAGUGAAGAGCCACUUGCACCGAUUGAUAUCACUAGGAAGUUGGAUUCGUUAGAGAACCCAACUAGGCCUCCAGUAGUGAUAUAUAAGCACACAAAUCGCUGGGAUCAGUUUAAGAAAGGACUAGAACCAGCUGAUCAAGAAAUUGUUGAUCGAUUACAAAAACUGAAAAAUAAAGAACAAAACCUUCCAUUGCCUAGUGUUGAUGAAAUAAGAAGACGAUUGGCAUUGUUAAAAGAUCAAGAUCCAGAAGCUAAUGGGAAUAGUAAUGUCACAAAUAUACAUCAGGUAGAUACAAGAACUGACCAAGAGAAAACAGAUGAUUUGAUCCAGGAGUAUUUGGAUCAACUGGAGAUAUCCUCAACUGAUGACCCCUGCAAGGAGAUCCAAGAAAAACUGAAUUCCUUGCGGGACAAUGGUGAUAAGACAGAUGUUAAUGAAAGUAAGAGGGAAGAAAUUGACGAUGAUGAAGAGGCAGUGACAAAGAAGUUAAUUAACAAAGCUUUAUCUGAAGCAAUGUUAGAAGCUAAAUAUGAGAAGGAAGAAUUGGAAGAUGUAGAGGCAAUGGACUCUGAGGUUCCGCAUGAGGGCGAAGAUGAAGAUGAGAAACCUACAUGUGUGAUGUGUGAACAGACAGCAGAUCUUGUGCAUUGCAUGGGUUGCACCGGCGAUCUAUACUGUCCUGUAUGCUUCGAAGAUAAUCACGAUGAGUUCGAAAUGAAGAAGCACAAGGCGAUUCGUUAUCAACCAACAAAAAUGAAUCUCGAUGAUUAAAGCACCGAUCAAAAGUGGUAUAAAUGCGUGAUAUAAUGCGUGUAACGCUAAUUUUCUUAAAACUUUUAUCACUCAUGUAUUUCAAGCUGCAUCUAUCCAAAACUAGAUAUGAGGAGAUAUUUUACAGGAAUUUUACAGAGACCUUAUAAGAAUUACGCAAACAAAACAUUGAUCGAGCAUUUCGUCCGCGGAAUGUAAUCAGAAAUUGAUGAGAAAUAAUUUGCCUUGGUCAACACUUUCCUACUCUGACUUGUGAUAGUGGCAUUUCAUGGCUGUGACGUGAGUAAGAGCAGUAUACCUGAUCAAAGUGAAUUGUUUUCAUCGUCAAUUUCCAGUUUCAUCCGCUGCCACGACGCAGGUAACAUGAAUGCUUGAUAUACAUAUGUUUGUUCUUUUCAAUAAAGCUUUUCAAUGCUUUCAAUAGUGGA